Molecule: messenger RNA, 1434 nt
Organism: Sapajus apella (tufted capuchin)
Lineage: Eukaryota; Metazoa; Chordata; Mammalia; Primates; Cebidae
Product: biorientation of chromosomes in cell division protein 1-like
Exons: 1
Coding region: 85-642 (185 amino acids)
Source: RefSeq, a predicted model, not a curated record
CCUUCGCCGCCUCUACACAUUCUAGACCUUCUGUCCUGGAGAAGAAGCUAUAGUCGGUCUCCUUUGUGGGCCUGGGGCGCAGCCAUGGCGGACGGCGGCGGCGGCGGGGGAACGGGCGCGGUGGGUGGCGGCGGAGCGGGCCAGGCCUCUGCCGGGGCAGCGACUGGCGCUACUGGGGCCGGCGGGGGCGGUGACCCCAUCAACCCCGCCUCGCUGCCUCCCGGCGACCCGCAGCUCAUCGCCCUCAUCGUGGAGCAGCUCAAGAGCCGGGGCCUCUUUGACAGCUUCCGCCGGGACUGCCUGGCCGACGUGGACACAAAGCCAGCUUACCAAAACCUGAGGCAGAAAGUGGAUAAUUUUGUGUCAACACAUCUGGACAAGCAGGAAUGGAAUCCUACAAUGAACAAAAACCAAUUGCGAAAUGGUCUGAGGCAGAGUGUGGUUCAGUCAGGGAUGUUGGAAGCUGGAGUAGACAGGAUUAUUUCUCAGGUGGUGGAUCCAAAACUAAACCACAUCUUCAGGCCACAAAUAGAACGAGCAAUUCAUGAGUUCCUGGCAGCCCAGAAAAAAGCAGCUGUGCCAGCACCCCCUCCAGAGCCCGACGGCCAGGACCCACCAGCUCCAUCUCAGGACACUUCCUAAGAAUAUGCCUGUCACCUUUUGAAAGCUCCAUUUUAGGCGAAGAAAUGGAUUCGGUUACAUAAGAGAACAACUUCAGACUGAAGAUAGGCCAAGGUCGUCACUGGUCUAAAGAUUUCAACCUUGACUAUGGGCAGUAAACAGAUUGAAAGGGAAGCAGGUUCAGCAGCAGGGAAGUUGACCAUGUCACCCCCUGCAUUGUGCUGCCAUUUGGUCCUCUGUCCAGGGGUGUGACACCAAGUAGACACUACAGAGAGAGAAACACUACAGCAACCCAGGGUUGUCCUGAAACAGACUUUACUUGAACAUGGAGACUGCACAUGGACUUUAGGGUUUGUGCUCUGGGAUAAACAAAAGCUACAGUGAGAGAAUAGAACCAAUCCCAAAGACGGUUUGAAAGAACAAUGACAGUAAAGGUUAACUGGGGGUGGUAUUUAACAGUGCUUAUUUGAUAUUGUCUCUCAGAGUUCCCAACUAGAUUGUACAAGUCAUUAGCAUCAGAUAGCUUUAAAGUUGUGACCUUCUUGUACAUGAAUCUUCUAGCCAGUUUCCUUUCCUUUGUCUUAGGUAACAAAACAUGAAAUCCUAGAAUAUGUGAAAAGUUCAGACAUGAGGUAUAAGGAAACUCAUCUGCAGGCUCUCUGUCCAGAGCUGCUUUCUGUCCUGCGGGGGCUAGUGAGUCUUACGUAUGUUUACUUUAUUCUCACAUUUGUGUUUUUUUUAGGAAAGUGGUCGGUAAAUGGCUUAUCUUUCAUAAUAAAAUCAUUUGAUACUCUUAAAAAAAAAAAAAAAAAA